UUCUCCGUGAAAAAAUCCCCUUGAUAAAAGUUUCCUAAAUCCUUCUUGUCAAUUUGAUUGUGUCGAUGUAAUCUUCUUUAAAGCCGAUACAAAGGCUACCCUACCAUCCGAUAAUGUGUACAAUUAUGCACACUCGCCUAAGCAGUAUUUUAACACCGGCUUAGGCGCGAAUGACUGAAGUAGGUGACGUCGUUUGGUAACGGAGGAAAAACAACCAGGUAGCGGGGAUAUUUUGACCGGUGAACGCACGGUGGUAUCUUUUUCGAAGCAUCUAACGCGAGUAGGCCUACGUCCGGAAAGUGAUUUUCGACCGACGGUUAGGGACCAACAUGCCCGGGAGGCUCCGCUACGUUGGACGGUACAUCAUCAACGACAGGACCCUGGGAAAAGGCAACUUUGCCGUGGUGGAGCUCGCCACUCACAGUAUCACAAAAACGAAGGUAGCAAUCAAAGUGAUUGACAGGAGCAAGAUCCGUGAGGACUACGUACGGGACAAUCUGUACCGCGAGGCCCGUAUCUUGGCCCAGCUAAGACACCCUAAUGUGGUUCGGCUCUACGAGACUAUAUCGUCUAGUUCCCUGUACUGCCUCGUGACAGAGUAUGCUGGCGGAGGAGAUCUUCUGUCCUUGGUGCGAGGGCAGCGGGAGGGCCGACUCACCGAAGCCGUGGCUCGUCCGUUCGUCCGUCAACUCGUCUCGGCUUUGCAUCAUCUACACGAGCGGGGAGUGGUUCAUAGGGACCUCAAGAUGGAGAACAUUAUGCUGGAUGAGAAGAGGAAAAACUUGAAGAUUGUUGAUUUUGGCUUGAGCAAUAUAUUUUCUCCUGACUGUUUACUGAAGACCCACUGUGGAUCACCGGAGUAUGCCGCUCCAGAGCUUUUCAUCACUGACCAGGAGUACGGUCCAGAGGUGGACAUAUGGAGUCUAGGCAUCAAUAUGUUUGCCAUGGUAACAGGGAGGCUGCCUUUCUCCACACCUUACUCAGAGAACAGGCGACAGCGACUGAUGCAGCAAAUCCAGAACGGACUGGGUGUCAUCCAUGGCAGGGAGAUGGCUCAUCUAUCUGACGAAUGCCAGGAGUUGUUGAGUCAGCUGAUUGAGCCGAGUCCAGAGCUACGGCUUCCCUUAUUGGACAUUGAGGUUCAUCCAUGGAUAACCAGUCUGGGAGAGACACCCUUCUGCCCCUACCAGCAACCACCAAAAGAUGCUGAUGUCAAAAGAUUGAUCAUCGACAAGAUGGCGUACCUGCUGAAUGUCAGCGCAGCCAAGAUAGAGACCAACGUGCACGAGUACCGGCUAGAUGAAGUCAGUGCCAUCUAUAACCUCAUGAUGGACCAGUAUCGACUGAGCAAAGGAUUCUGGGAUGUGGACCACACACUCAAGAGGGAGGUGAAACGCCCCAAGCCUGUCGAAGUGGUGGUGAGACCUAAGACACCACCUCAAGAAAUGCCAGAACCGGAGGAACAAGAGGAGCGUAUGGAAUUGAGAACUCCCACUGUCAUCGGAAUGGUUCAGCCGAGUAAACGAAACCAAGACAGGAGGACGUGUCUGUCGGCAGAUUUUGAGCUGUCUGCAGUUUCAUGUGAGGGGCGACCAAGACGGAACCGAGCAAAGACGGCAACCUUUCCCCAAACUGGGACCAAGACACGUCCUAUUGGAAAUGCUACAACAGCAAACAGCGUGUUGGCCAGGUACAACAACUUUGGACCACCGUCCUCAGCCCAGCAACCAAAAGUCUGCACCUGCCCAUCUGCAUCACCUGCAAACAAUACAAAUCAUCAUAAUCAGCCAAAGAAAUCAGAGAACGGGCAAUACGAUGGCCUCCAUCAGCCAAUAGGAGGGUCUGUUUCAAAUGAUAAAGAUAAUCAAUCCGACAUAGCCAAUGAGCACCAAGCACACUCAGGAGAUGGACCAAUCGGAGAGAGUGUUACAUCAAGGGAAUGCACCAAACCCCCUAUCAGAAAGAGAGAAGCUGGAGAAAUUGAUGAUCAAAUCUCUCAAAUCAAAACCAAUGCAGAGACUGCUCAUGACAUGAAGGUCAUUGACAUGGUGAAAUGUUUCAACUUCAAACACGGCUACAUUAUAAAGGAGACGGCGCUAUCAAAUAGCAACUCGAGGAAUGAUCAAUACACCCCACAGAAUGACUCAGAAGGCAACAAACCGUCAGUGAAGCUGUGUAGUGCGCAUAGAGAGCAAAUGCUUUCUGGAACCUUGCCCAAACAAGAUGUUCACUCCUGUCAGAGCAGUCGGGCCAACAGCCCUGCUAAGACUGCUGCUCAGAGGAAUGAGUUACUAAGGCAACAGAUGCAGCUGCCUACUCGGCCAGUGAAUGCCCACUUUCGCCCCCACCAGGCAAACCCAAGCCUACAGGAGACUCUGUUGUUAACCAAGAGAGCGUGGCACUCCCGUAACCCACAACAGAUUGUCAGAUCUGGACGAAGAACGACAGACAACUCUGGGCAGGGACUUGUCACUCGUUCGAGUCCUGCAACAAACGGACAUCAGUGCAUCUACUCUGCAUCCAGAUCAGGGAGUGAAUCUCCUAGAGCGAGGCUGCGUACCCCUAUUGCCACUCUCCAUUCGAUGGAGAAAGGCACUCAAUUCUCCACCACUGCCCAGGAAUGGCAGGGAGAUAACAUUAAGUCAGGAAAAACAAAGGAAGGUGCCAGGAGGAAUGCCAUGCCGCAACGACUGGAUUGGAAACGAUCCAGUGCAGGGAAGCCCAGAGGGUGGACUGAGGAUGGAGAAGCAAUGAUAAGGGAAGGUGCUGAGCAUGGUGGAGGUAUCAACACUAUGAAGAAGUUACAGGAGAUGAUGAGCAGGGAUAGCGUCCAUCAGACUGUCCCAAGUGGAAAUAUCAGAGUGAAGUCGGCUAAGAUUGGGACGCCGAGAUCCAUUGAGAGGUGCCAGAGUCCGCAGAGAAAAAGCACCAGAUCAGGAGCCGGUAGCAGGAGGGUGCCGUCAUCAGACAAACAUAAAUCCUGUACUCCGCAAGCAUACAAAGGCCCCUACAUUAUGGACAGACACAAAGGACAACACCAGAGAAGCCACACACAUCCUACCAGCAAGCAUGACGGAGUGAUUGACUUGAAUCAGCAACAUAUGGUCAGCCUGCUGCAAGAGGCCUCCGUCAAGUUUGAGGAUUCACUCAAGGCAGAGAGCAGGAAGAGCCAAGCUGUCAGAUCAGGGGAUCAGAGCAACUGGCGCAGGGGUAACAAACCAAACCAGACUCCAAGGCAAACCCAGAAGCAGCAGCAACAGCAGCAGCAGCAGCAGCAGCAGCAGCAGUAUGUUGACGAAGGUGACCUGGAUGAAGGCACAGUGGCUCUGCAACUUGGACAGAGAGUGCAGUUAGUGAGGGGUUCCCUGGCCAUCAACUCCAAGCCACCUCCAAUCCUGUCCAACAACAUGGCCCCGGAACAUGUAUUCAAUGUGCAGGCCAGUAGGGAUGUGCAAGUUGUCCAGAAGAGGUCAACCAAAAAUAAGCGGCAUCCAUCUAGGAUUGUUGAUAAAAAGAUCAACAAGGAGUGGGAUGCAGGUUACCGACUUGAGCGUAAAGUCAGCGAUACUAUCAAGCGAGUUGGAUCAGCUGUUGGCAAGACCCCAGAUCUGUUGCUGAAUUGUACCUAGGACUGAGGCUCAUACCAUCAACCUAUUGGUUUCCAAGCUUGCUUUAUUCUGUAUUCCAAAGCUACAAACUCCAAAACUUUCUGUAUUAGGUUGAAGGAAGAAAAAGUGUAGCUGGACCUCAACCCCCAUAUUGCUUCAGACAUGUUAUACCAGCCUUGUUGAUUUGUUUUCAAACUUUUGAUAAAAGGAAGAACUGAAGCUGGAUUCUGACCUGCAACAUCUGGAAUGCUGUAAUGUUGCUCUACCAACUGAGCGUUCAUCCAGCUUGCUAACAUUGCAAGCAUUAUGACCUUAUGACCUUGGGCGAGUGUUGUAGUCAAGUCCAGCACAAGUCUCUACAAGUCCAUCACAAGUCCUUCUGUCUCGAGUCAAGUCACUAGCUAUUCAAAUGAACUGUUACAAAAGUAUUCUUUUGUCAUUGUUCAUCCCAUAAUUUGUCACGGUACUUAUGAAAGGACUCUACUACUGCCUUGGACAUGAUCCCAGUGCACAUGACAUGUAGUCGUUUCAUGGCAUCAAAGUGAAGACAUUGAAAUAUUGUGGGAUUGGCAAUAUUUGAGUGAUAGAGUACUGAAGUCUGAGUCAGCCGUCAUUGUUCUGGUUCACUCGCUGGUUCAUUCACACACUUCAGCUAUGCGGGUGAACCAGAAUACAUGGCACACUCUAUUCGGACUUCUGAGUAUCACACAAAGAUUAAAUAAAGUAAAAGAGCUUUAACGUAAAAAAAUGACAAUUAAGGUGAAUUAUACAGACAGUAGUUAGCGAGUGCAGCCAAAUGUAUGGACAAUUAUGUCAUUGUAUUUAAUUUAUCAUGAGGAAUGGAAAGAGCAAAAUAAAAAACACUAGUAACAGAAUUUAAAAGCA
Messenger RNA from Patiria miniata (bat star), 4493 nucleotides. RefSeq lists its product as uncharacterized. Gene Ontology annotation, molecular function: protein serine/threonine kinase activity; tau-protein kinase activity; ATP binding. Gene Ontology annotation, cellular component: cytoplasm. The transcript has 17 exons. Gene Ontology annotation, biological process: protein phosphorylation; intracellular signal transduction; microtubule cytoskeleton organization. Bases 330 to 3629 code for a protein of 1099 amino acids. Lineage: Eukaryota; Metazoa; Echinodermata; Asteroidea; Valvatida; Asterinidae. The record is from RefSeq and is a predicted model, not a curated record.